AUGAUAAACGCAACGUCAGCUCAUCCUAUUGGCAUGAAAAAGGCAAUUAUGCGAAAUAUGGUCAAAACAGCAACAGCAUUGUGCAAAGGUGAAAGAGAACGUGCGGAAACACUAGAACUAGCCAUAGGUAUAGCUAGUUUAAGCGGUUACACGAGAUCGAAAUCUAACACUCAAUCUCGAGCUACAAACAAGACGAUGAGGAUCCCACGUGAAGACAGAAUUCCUCUGUGCAUACCCUUCGUUUCUGACUACUUAAUGUGCUGCUAUACACUGGACACUACAGCUUUGCGAGACGAUGUUGUAUUGGUGAACAUCUCGAAUGACAGCACCAAGCGACAGCUAGUUCGCAAUAGAUUCUACGAUAGGCAAUGUAUGUCAGAGUGCUGCGCUGUUUGUCCAUUCGCUAAGACUGGAGAUUGCACGAAAGUCGUAGUUAUCUACCAAAUAGAAUGUCAAAGGUGCAACGUCAUUUACGUUGGAGAAACAGGAAGGAUGCUGAACCUGCGUAUCAAACAGCAUUUGGCUGGUAGAAGGCGUGAUAGUUCAGUAACCAUUAGGGCGCCACAAAAAUAA
Necator americanus (New World hookworm) is the source of this 573-nucleotide messenger RNA. RefSeq lists its product as uncharacterized. The transcript has a single exon. Bases 1 to 573 code for a protein of 190 amino acids. Lineage: Eukaryota; Metazoa; Nematoda; Chromadorea; Rhabditida; Ancylostomatidae. The record is from RefSeq and is a predicted model, not a curated record.